AUGGCCAGAGACUCAAUGGCAAUGGCAAACAGCAAAGCUGAUCCAUCUCUCUCUCCUCAGCUCUCCAGGGUGAUCACCUUGUGCGCCUACCGGGACGUUAGCGGCAUGUUCACCACGGAGAACCGGGUCAGCUGCUGCACCAGAGAAGACUCGCUCAGCCGGAACCCAUCGGAGGUGGAGACGGUGAUCCAGGAGCUCAGCAACACCAUGGACGACGAGGAGGAGAUGCUCUACGGAGACUCCAACGCUAACGCUGGACCUGCUAAAGAUGAACCUGGUUCUGGUUCCGGGACCGAGGGAAGUCCCGGGAAGACGGAGCCGAGUCACUGGUGUGUGAUCUGCAGGGAGAACGGAGUCAUGGAGGUGUACCAGCUGCCGGACUGGCGCCUGGUGUUCCUGGUGAAGAACUUCCCGGUGGGCCAGAGGGUUCUGGUGGACUCGUCGUCGGGUCAGUCGGCCUCCCAGGGCGGGGACUCUAAGAAGGAGGAGCUGACCCGGCAGGGAGAGAUCCCUCUGGUGAAGGAGGUGGUUCUGGUGUCGCUGGGACACAACCGGACCCGCCCCUACCUGCUGGUCCACGUGGAGCACGAACUCCUGAUCUACGAAGCUUUCACCUACGACCAGCAGCAGCCGCAGAACAACCUGAAAGUCCGAUUCAAGAAGGUUCCCCACAACAUCAACUUCAGGGAGAAGAAGACGAAGCUGAAGAAGGACAAGAAGGGCGAAGGCGGCGAGGACUCGGGGGUCAGAGGUCGCAUCGCCAGGUUCCGCUACUUCGAGGACAUUUCCGGCUACUCGGGGGUCUUCAUCUGCGGCCCGUCGCCACACUGGAUGCUAAUCACCUCCCGCGGCGCCAUGAGGCUCCACCCCAUGACCAUCGACGGCCCCAUCGAGUCCUUCUCCCCCUUCCACAACAUCAACUGCCCCAAGGGCUUCCUCUACUUCAAUAAACAGGGGGAGCUGAGGAUCUCCGUCCUCCCCACCUACCUGUCCUACGACGCCCCCUGGCCCGUGAGGAAGAUCCCGCUCCGCUGCACCGUCCACUACGUCUCCUACCACGUGGAGUCCAAGGUUUACGCCGUCUGCACCAGCGUGAAGGAGCCGUGCACUCGGAUCCCCCGCAUGACCGGAGAGGAGAAGGAGUUCGAGACCAUCGAGAGAGACGAUCGUUACAUCAACCCUCAGCAGGAGAAGUUCUCCAUCCAGCUCAUCUCCCCGGUGAGCUGGGAGGCCAUUCCUAACGCCCGCAUGGACCUGGAGGAGUGGGAACACGUCACCUGCAUGAAGACGGUGGCUCUGCGGAGCCAGGAGACGGUGUCGGGCCUGAAGGGCUACAUCGCUGCAGGAACCUGCGUCAUGCAGGGGGAGGAGGUCACCUGCAGGGGGAGGAUCCUGCUCCUGGACGUGAUUGAGGUGGUUCCAGAACCGGGUCAACCCCUCACCAAGAACAAGUUCAAGAUUCUGUACGAGAAGGAGCAGAAAGGACCGGUGACGGCGCUGUGUCACUGCCACGGAUACCUGGUGUCGGCCAUCGGCCAGAAGAUCUUCCUGUGGGCCCUGAAGGACCAGGACUUGACGGGGAUGGCGUUCAUCGACACGCAGCUCUACAUCCACCAGAUGAUCAGCAUCAAGAACUUCAUCCUGGCGGCCGACGUGAUGAAGAGCAUCUCGCUGCUACGCUACCAGGAGGAGAGCAAGACGCUAUCGCUAGUUAGCAGGGACGCAAAGCCGCUGGAGGUUUACAGCAUUGAGUUCAUGGUGGACAACAACCAGCUGGGCUUUCUGGUGUCGGAUCGAGACAAGAACCUGUUUGUGUACAUGUACUUACCUGAAGCUAAGGAGAGUUUUGGCGGGAUGCGUCUGCUCCGCCGCGCCGACUUCAACGCGGCCGCUAACAUCAACGCCCUGUGGAGGAUGCCCUGCCGGGGAGCCCUGGAGCAAGGCAGCAAGAAGAGCCUGACCUGGGACAACAAGCACAUCACCUGGUUCGCAACGCUGGACGGCGGCGUGGGCCUCCUCCUGCCGAUGCCGGAGAAAACGUACCGGCGGCUGCUGAUGCUGCAGAACGCUCUGACCACCAUGUUACCUCACCACGCCGGGCUCAACCCCAAGGCCUUCAGGAUGAUGCAGAGCGACCGGCGCAGCCUCCAGAACGCGGUGAGGAACAUCCUGGACGGAGAGCUGCUCAACAAGUACCUGUACCUGAGCAUGAUGGAGCGCAGCGAGCUGGCCAAGAAGAUCGGAACCACGCAGGACAUCAUCCUGGACGACCUGCUGGAGGUCGACAGAGUCACGGCUCAUUUCUGAGCACAGUUCUGGUCCCGACCCGGAGGACCUGGAUCUGGUUCUGGAUCUGG
Cololabis saira (Pacific saury) is the source of this 2357-nucleotide messenger RNA. RefSeq names its product cleavage and polyadenylation specificity factor subunit 1-like. The coding region runs from base 1 to 2307 and encodes 768 amino acids. Lineage: Eukaryota; Metazoa; Chordata; Actinopteri; Beloniformes; Belonidae. The transcript is spliced from 19 exons. Gene Ontology annotation, cellular component: mRNA cleavage and polyadenylation specificity factor complex; nucleus. The record is from RefSeq and is a predicted model, not a curated record. Gene Ontology annotation, molecular function: protein binding; nucleic acid binding.